AUGCCUGAAAUGCUGCUGGAGAUGGAGCAGGAAGAUGUUGAGAUUCCCAGUAGGCGGGUUUUGAUUACUGGUGCUACCGGGCUUCUUGGCAGAGCUGUGUUCAAAGAAUUCAAUGGGAACAACUGGAAUGCGGUGGGCUGUGGAUACAGGAGAGCGCAGCCCAGGUUUGAGCAGAUCAAUCUCCUGGACUCUAUUGCAGUUCAUGACAUUGUCCAUGAUUUUCAGCCUCACGUUAUAGUGCAUUGUGCUGCCGAGAGAAGGCCGGAUGUUGUAGAAAGUCACCCCGAUUCUGCUUCUCAGCUCAAUGUGGCCGCUUCAGGCAACCUGGCCAAAGAGGCAGCUUCAAUUGGAGCUUUUCUCAUCUACAUUAGUACGGACUAUGUAUUUGAUGGAACGAGUCCUCCUUAUAAAGAGACUGACGCACCAAAUCCCCUGAAUUUAUAUGGUAAAACAAAACUGGAAGGAGAAAAGGCCGUCCUAGAAAAUAAUGAAGAUGCUGCAGUGCUUAGGAUUCCCAUCUUGUAUGGAGAAGUAGAAAGACUGGAGGAAAGUGCUGUGACUGUUAUGUUUGAUAAAGUCCAGUUCAGUAAUAAAUCGGCCAACAUGGACCACUGGCAACAAAGAUUUCCUACUUAUGUCAAAGAUGUAGCAGCUGUUUGCAGACAACUAGCAGAGAAGAGAAUGCUGGACCCAUCAGUAAAAGGAACGUUUCACUGGUCUGGCAACGAGCAGAUGACUAAGUAUGAAAUGGCCUGUGCGAUUGCAGAUGCUUUCAACCUUCCCAGCAGCCACCUGAGACCCAUAACUGAUUGCCCAGUUGUGGGUGCUCUUCGUCCGCGGAACGCUCAGCUGGACUGCUCCAAGCUGGAGAUGCUGGGGAUAGGUCAGAGGACCCCGUUUCGAGCCGGCAUCAAAGAAUCACUGUGGCCUUUCCUCAUUGACAAGAGAUGGAGGCAGACAGUCUUCCAUUAGUUUGUAACUUUUUUAGUAAAGCUAUGUUAUGUGGCACUUUUUUAAAAGAAAAAAAGAAUAGUUUUGUAUGCGUGUUCUUAAAUUGUGACAUUUAUGAGUUUUCAUUUAAUCAGGUAAACAUACGGUCUUGCACUAGUGAAAUUGUUAUCCAAAAAAAAAAAGUUCAGUGACAGAAACUGAGCCUAUUUCAAGUGAUGAAUUUUUCCUUCCAUUUGUAUCAGUCUACCUUGAUAUCUAUUCCUAGUGAAUUAUGGUUCUUGGUAAUCAGUACCAUUUGAUAGUAAGAAAGACUUGGAUCACUUGUAGACUUCCUUUUGGCAGAUAUAUAUACUGUUAAUGCUUAAKGUCUGUGCUAUUGUUACAUAUACAGUUUCUCUUCAUUAAAAGACAUGGUUAGUUACUUGAUCACCAAAAAUCCGGGAGCUUUUUGUUUUAGCUUUGAAAGGUGUUCUAUUCAAGUUAAAAUAAAUGAUUCAAGUUAAAUGUUGGUUUUGCUUGAGCUCUGAUCAAAAUGUUUUUAGGAAAGUGAAACUUUAUUUUUGCAAUGAUCAAGUGUACUUUUUAUGCUUAAAAUAUUUUCAGAAUGUUCUGUAUUUCAAUGCCUGCAUCUUCAUAUUUGUAUAAUACAUUGUAUGCUUUUGUUUUAAUGGUGACUUGGAGUUUAGAUGGUGGGGAGCAAGUAGUUUUGACUUCAGCGCUUUUGUUUUGCUCAUUUAGAGAGGAAGUUUUGGUUUUGUUCUUUGGGGUUUUGGUUGUAUAAAAGCAUCAGGUGUUGUGUUUUGAAGGGGUUGGUUUGGGGAUUGGUGGAAACAGUGGUAGGAAGAUAUUGCUAGUCAGAAGAUGGAAGGAAGGGCGUUUCAAUUGUUUAUAGCACUGUAGCUUCUUUUGCACACUCCUUGAUCUUGCACUAAGGCAGCUUAUUCUGUAGUGGCAAGUUAGGUAGGUUGAAGGUUUGUACUGUCAUAAUGUAACCACAACUCUAUAAGCAAACCUUGGUUUUGCUCAAGGCUGGUCUUGACUUUUGUACUCAAUUCCGAGCUCAAGUGGAAGAACAGGCUUGUUCAAGGUUAGCCUCCAUCUGAGGUUGUUGGAAUCAACAAUGUAGAUGCUCUGAGAUUGCCAGCCUAUGAUGAGUGAAACUAAGAUGAGCUGCAUUUGGAUAAUCUGUUUUUCUGAGAAUGACGCAGGGGGGUUGGGAGGAAGAAGGUAGGGGAGAGGUGACUGUUGGGUCACCUCUGAGAGGUGACUAAUUAAAGGCAAAAACAGGUCAACUGGACGAGCUGCCUUGGAAAGGUCAGCUUUCAAUCUGAUUCCAGUAAAUUCCAGCUGGCAUGUGCUAGGAGUUCAUAAUCCUGAUGUGUUUCUUGGCCUGAAGUCCAAAUGCACACAUGGUAACCCCCCUCCACAAUUACAAUAAAUAUUCCUUACCAGUAUCAGAAACAGUUGUUGAUUCUUUAUUUCACCUAAGUUGUUUACCUUGUUCUUAUUGGAAUCUGUGCCCUUAGAAUGGUGUACUUUUUUUUUCUUUUGGUUUCAAUUCAUUUAAUGUAGUUCCAGGGUUAGAUUAGGGGUUCUCUCAGUGUGCCACUGCUUUGGGAAUGAAAUAAAGGUACACACAAAAAAGGUGCAGAAGAUUUUGAAACCAUGAGUCUGAAAUGUUCUGUGCCUGAGCAUGAAUGUUCAUAGCACAUUCCUUUGCACCUGCAGGCAACUAGCUGCUCAUAGUAACCUCGAUGCCAUUUCUUAAACUGAGAGUAAAUAGAGUGAGGUGAAAAAUGCUUAGCAAGGAAAUGUUUUAAUAGAUAUUAAAUGCUGUGUGGAUUUUUAGGGCUAUUGGAGAUAAACCGUUCCCCCGUACUGGAUUGUGAGCAAGCAGCUCAACUCA
This is a messenger RNA of Nothoprocta perdicaria, 2857 nucleotides long. It is a transcript of the gene MAT2B, whose product is annotated as methionine adenosyltransferase 2B. Bases 1 to 972 code for a protein of 323 amino acids. Gene Ontology annotation, biological process: S-adenosylmethionine biosynthetic process. Gene Ontology annotation, molecular function: methionine adenosyltransferase regulator activity. Gene Ontology annotation, cellular component: methionine adenosyltransferase complex. Lineage: Eukaryota; Metazoa; Chordata; Aves; Tinamiformes; Tinamidae. The record is from RefSeq and is a predicted model, not a curated record. The transcript has 7 exons.